This is a messenger RNA of Mustela erminea (ermine), 878 nucleotides long. RefSeq names its product ribulose-phosphate 3-epimerase-like. Gene Ontology annotation, molecular function: D-ribulose-phosphate 3-epimerase activity; metal ion binding. NCBI's taxonomy places the organism in Eukaryota, Metazoa, Chordata, Mammalia, Carnivora, Mustelidae. The record is from RefSeq and is a predicted model, not a curated record. Gene Ontology annotation, cellular component: cytosol. Gene Ontology annotation, biological process: carbohydrate metabolic process; pentose-phosphate shunt, non-oxidative branch; pentose-phosphate shunt.
AGCACCAUGGCGUCUGGCUGCAAGAUUGGCCCGUCCAUCCUUAACAGUGAUUUGGCCAAUUUAGGGGCCGAGUGUCUCCGGAUGCUGGACUCUGGGGCCGAUUAUUUGCACCUGGUUGUAAUGGACGGGCAUUUUGUUCCCAACAUCACCUUUGGGCACCCUGUGGUAGAAAGCCUCCGAAAGCAGCUAGGCCAGGAUCCUUUCUUUGACAUGCACAUGAUGGUGUCCAGGCCGGAACAGUGGGUCAAACCAAUGGCCAUGGCGGGAGCCAAUCAAUACACCUUUCAUCUUGAGGCUACUGAACCAGGGGUGUUGAUUAAAGACAUUCGGGAGAAUGGGAUGAAGGUUGGCCUUGCCAUCAAACCGGGAACCACAGUUGAGUAUUUGGCACCAUGGGCUAAUCAGAUAGUUAUGGCCUUGGUUAUGACAGUGGAACCUGGGUUUGGAGGGCAGAAAUUCAUGGAAGAUAUGACGCCAAAGGUUUAUUGGUUGAGGACCCAGUUCCCAUCCUUGGACAUAGAAGUCGAUGGUGGAGUAGGCCCUGACACUAUCCAUAAAUGUGCAGAGGCAGGAGCUAACAUGAUUGUGUCUGGCAGUGCCAUUAUGAAGAAUGAUGACCCCAGAUCUGUGAUCAACCUGUUAAGAAAUGUUUGCUCAGAAGCUGCUCAGAAACGUUCUCUUGAUUGAUGAAACCACAAGGAGUCCAGUGUUUAUGCUCGUGAAUUCUUUUUUACUGGAAGACAAGAAUAUUGACUAUCAAAUCCUAUCACAGUUGAAGCAGUGCUGUUUUUCUGAGCAGCUAUUCAUUCCAGUGACUAAAAUCUAUUCUGCAGAACGUUCCAAGAGGUUAGAAAUUGGUGUGUAUAACUACUUUUUUA